Nerophis ophidion (straightnose pipefish) is the source of this 3646-nucleotide messenger RNA. RefSeq lists its product as uncharacterized. Lineage: Eukaryota; Metazoa; Chordata; Actinopteri; Syngnathiformes; Syngnathidae. The coding region runs from base 133 to 3594 and encodes 1153 amino acids. Gene Ontology annotation, biological process: regulation of transcription by RNA polymerase II. The record is from RefSeq and is a predicted model, not a curated record. Gene Ontology annotation, cellular component: nucleus. The transcript has 9 exons. Gene Ontology annotation, molecular function: DNA-binding transcription factor activity, RNA polymerase II-specific; RNA polymerase II cis-regulatory region sequence-specific DNA binding.
CAGUGUGACGUCAUGAAGGCUUUACAAUCGAACAGAAAGAAGAAGAAGAAGAAAGCCGGAAGUUAGCAAAACCUUCCAAAACAGACAAAAGAACGAAGACGGCGACCUGCCAUUAAGUUAAAAACAUCAAAAAUGCUGAAAGAGUUGGUGCAGGAGAGACUCAUGGCGGCCGCAGAUGAAAUAUUCGCGCUGGUUGAAAGAACCAUCGCGUGUUACGAGGAGGAACUUUCUAGAACGAGAGAGGAGAAGGAGCGACAUCGACGACAACUGGAAGCAGUUUUGCACACUCGAGACGUCCAGCUUAUGGUUGCUCGAGGAGGACUUCCCCCACAGCUGCUGGGAAAUAUUUCCACUUUAAAUGAAGAGGAUCCGCAGCCCCCCCACAUUAAAGAGGAAGAGGAGGAACUCUGGAUCACUCAGGAGGGUGAGUGUCUUCCAGGGGCAGACGAGGCUGAUCCCACCAAGUUGCCACCGAGUGGUUUCUCUGUGAAGACUGAAGAGGAUGAAGACCAACCCCGAGUGUCCUCACCGCUUCAUCACAGUCCAAGUGAGGAGAACAGAGGGGCGGAGCUUUCAAGCAGCAGCUGGCCGCAACACCCGACAAGAGAAGCGGGCAUCUGUGAAGGUCUACUAUUAAGUAGUGACGACACACACCUUGGAGUGGGCAACUGGUGCGUAGAAGCUUUGAGCGGCGAAAGCGACGGCGAAGGCGACACGAGGACUCACGCCGGCAACAAACACUCUGAGCGCUCUAAAAGGAAGACGGGGAGAAAGCGUUUCCCCUGCUCAGUCUGUGACAAAAUAUUCGCUCAAAAGUGCGACUUCACUCGGCACAUGCGGACGCACACCGGGGAAAAACCCUACUGCUGUCUAGUCUGUGGCGCUCGAUUCGCUCAGAGGUCCACCUUGACCAGACACAUGAAAACGCACACCGGGGAAAAACCCUUCAGCUGCCCGGUGUGCCAGGAGAAAUUCUCCCUGAAGGUAAACAUGCUCUCGCACCUGAGAACGCACACGGGGGAGAAACCUUUCACUUGCUCAGUCUGCGGCGAGGGAUUCUCCCGGAAGAUGCACGUGGUCUUGCACAUGAGGACGCACACGGGGGAGAAACCUUUCCCCUGCUCAGUCUGCGGCGACGCCUUUGCUCAAAGAUCCACUUUGAACAGACACAUGGCAACAACGCACACGAUGGGCUCCGUGGACCACGGCGAGACGUCCAGGGGGUCGCCCGACACAUGCGUCGACUUGGACGUAGAGAAGACAAACUGCGACAGAGGCGUCGACCCGGUCACGCCAGUAUGGACCCAACACCAAACUCCGCCCUUGAGUCCUCCCAAAAUGGCGCAGGCGGGCCCUCGCGGCACACACUGGGGGGAAGACGAGACCGUCUUCUUGAUCCACCAGCUGAAGGAGUUCAACAUCCUGCGCUGCCUGGACGGCCGCAAGCACAGGAACGGCGAGGUCUUCACGCGGGUGGCCAGAGAGUUGGAGAACGCCGGCUUCUGUCGAACCCCGGAGCAGAUCCGCGUCAAGUGGAAACGCAUGAAGCAGCUCUACGUCAAGGCCAAGAAGGACGGCGGCGACGCCAACAUCGCCGACGCCUGUCCCUACUUCCACCUCUUCGACGACCUGCUCGGACGCCCGCUCUCGCAAAGCCAAAGUCCGGCGUACGGCUUGGAUGUUGGCUUCGGGGCUUCCUUUUCAGGGACGUGGACGCGGCGCUCGGCAAAAAGCGACGCGGCCGAGCGCAGCGACUCGCACCCCCGGGAGAUCCGGCCGGCGCCUUCCAACUUAAAGGCCGACGUGUGGCAAUACUUCGGCUUCUACGACGUGCCCGACGGCAGCAGACUGGACAAGAGCCACUGCAUAUGCAAGAUGUGUCGCUGCAAAAUCAAAUACUUGGGCAACACGUCCAACAUGAGAAGCCACGUGACUCGGUUCCACCUGGCCGAGGCGCUGGGGAGACGGCAGGCCGCCGCGGGCGACGCCACAAACGCUGACCCCACAACCCUCGAGGAAGCAAUUAAGAGCGAGCCAGAAGAUCCAAACGAAGAUCCAGAGGAGCGUCCAGAUGCUGAAGAGCCUGCUGUCAGAAUGGAAGAGACGGUCGAAUCGUCACCUUUGACUCCCUCUCCGUCUUAUGUUGAUGCCAGUCCACCUUCUUCCCAGAGAAGUCCUGGAUCGGACUCCUUUGAAUUUUUGAGUGAAAGACCAAGACCAAGGGGGCGGUGGUCCGAGGUGGAGCGCUUCAUAGCCAGUAUGGAGAGGAUCCAGUCCGUCUUGGUGGAACAGUUGCGGCAGAGCCAAGAGAGGCAGGAGAGGCUGGUGAACACCCUCCUCCAAAGCAACCAGUCCAUGGUCGCCGCUCUCCUCCAAAGCAUCCAGAGUCUCAGGCCACAGCCGCCGGACCACCCGUCCCCCCCCGUCAAGGAGGAGGAGGAGGAACUCUGGAUCACCCAGGAGGGGGACUACCUGGUGGAGCCGGACCUCACCGGGGCCCCGCUCGCUGCCGCCGUCUCCGUCCAGAACGAAGGCCACGAAGAGAAACCGCCCGAGUGCAUUCUGAAAAAAACAUCAAAAAUGUUGAAAGAGUUGGUGCAGGAGCGACUAAUGGCGGCGGCUGAUGAAAUAUUCGCGCUGUUUGAGAGAACAAUAGCGUCUUACGAGGAGGAACUUUCUAGAACAAGAGAGGAGAAGGAGCGACAUCGACAACAACUGGAAGCUGCUGGUAAAACUCCCAUUAAAGACUUCCAGCAGCUGAUUGGUCCCACUCAGACGCAGGUGAGGAUCUCCACUCUUAAGCAGAAGGAUCCACAGCCCCCCUGCAUCAAAGAGGAAGAGGUGGAGCCACAGCCCCCCCGUGCCAAAGAGGAAGAGAUCCGGACCCCUCAGGAGGGCGAGUGUCUUCCUGAUCUCACCAAGUUUCCACUGACCGUCGUCUCCAUGAAGACCGAAGACCACCAAGACAAAUCGCCGGAGUCCUUGCAGCUUCGUCACAGUCCAAGUGAGGGGAACAAAGGGGCGGAGCCACCGAGCUGCAGCGUGACAACAGGAGCUGAUGGAGACCCCCGUGGAGCUCCACUGUCCUUUGAGCCUUUGAGCAGCGAUACAGACUGGGAAGGUGAUAUCAGGACUCAAACUGGACACUUUGACCGUUCUAAAAAAUGCUUUACCUGCACAUUUUGUGCCAAACGAUUCACCCUCAAGACAAAUUUGACUCAACACAUCAGAACGCACACCGGAGAAAAACCUUUUAGUUGCUUGAUUUGCCGGAGUACAUUUUCCCGCAGGUCCACUUUAAAAAGACACACGGGGACGCACGCGGGGGAAAAACCUUUCGGUUGCCCUGUUUGCCAUCACCGCUUCGCCCAAAAGGCCGCCCUGGCGUCACACAUGCGGACGCACACGGGAGAAAAACCCUUCGGCUGUUCGGUGUGCGGGAACCGCUUCUCGCACAAGUCCUAUCUGGUGUCACACAUGCGGACGCACACUGGAGAAAAACCUUUCAGGUGUUCAGUUUGCGGGAGCACGUUCUCUCAAAGGUCCACUUUAAAGAGACACUUGCAAACACACGCAGGAGAAAACACUUCUUAGUUGCUCAUUUUGUCGUCAAAGCGUUGAGAUUAAACAUGCUAUUAUUGGAAAA